This is a messenger RNA of Amblyraja radiata (thorny skate), 984 nucleotides long. RefSeq names its product probable G-protein coupled receptor 139. The coding region runs from base 1 to 984 and encodes 327 amino acids. Gene Ontology annotation, biological process: G protein-coupled receptor signaling pathway. Gene Ontology annotation, cellular component: plasma membrane. NCBI's taxonomy places the organism in Eukaryota, Metazoa, Chordata, Chondrichthyes, Rajiformes, Rajidae. The transcript has 2 exons. Gene Ontology annotation, molecular function: G protein-coupled receptor activity. The record is from RefSeq and is a predicted model, not a curated record.
AUGGGAGACCUGGUUUUCCUCUUGGUCCAAGACGUGUUCUACCAUUCGCUGGCUGUUGUCGGGGUUACCGCGAAUGUCAUCACCAUCGUGGUCCUGUGCCGAGGGAACUGCGGCCUCGCCGGCUGCACGGUUCGGUACCUGGUGUCCAUGGCCGGGGCAGACCUGCUGGUCAUCAUCUUCUGCGUGGUCCUCAACCACCUGAUCUUGCUCUACUUCCCCUACUCCGUCCUCCUGCACUACAGCGUCUGUGCCCUCAACAGCAUCGUGAACGCGGCGGCCGUGGACUCCUCCGUCUGGCUCACCGUGGCUUUCACCUUCGACCGCUUCGUCGCAAUCUGCUGCCCGCGAAUGAAGCUCCGUUACUGCACGGAAAAAACGGCGACCCGGGUGAUCACCACCUUGUGCGCCGUCAGCUACCUGCGAAAUAUCCCACGAUAUUUCACCUACGAACUCGCCCGGAGCCCCGGCCCUUUCCCUAUAUGUCGGCUUCGAAACGUGUGUUCAAAGUCCCUUUGGGCCGUGUACAUGUGGACGGGGACGGUGCUAACCCCUCUCAUUCCCUACGUGGGAAUUCUGCUGCUGAACGCUCUGACCGUCCGUCACAUCUUGGUGACGAGCAGGGCUCGCAAGGGUUUCCGCGGAACCGGAGGCGGCGGUCAACAGGUGGACACUGAGAUGGAGAACAGGAAGAGGUCCAUGGUUCUCCUCUUCACCAUCUCGGGCAGCUUCGUGGUACUGUGGAUCCCCAGGGUAGUGGACUUUGUGUACCAGGAGAUCCUUCUGGAGAUGACGCCCAACCUCAAAGUUAGCCAGGUUGGAGCCAUGCUGAUGUAUCUCAACUCUUGCAGCAACACCUGUAUCUACGCCCUGACCCAGGCCAAGUUCAGGGAGCAGGUGUAUGAGGUUGUCACCUUUCCCGUCUGCCGGUUGCUGAAGUUCCUCUCGGACUCAGUGCCCAAGCGUGGACUCCGCCCGCGACACUGA